Vombatus ursinus (common wombat) is the source of this 1098-nucleotide messenger RNA. RefSeq names its product signal recognition particle 9 kDa protein. The transcript has 3 exons. NCBI's taxonomy places the organism in Eukaryota, Metazoa, Chordata, Mammalia, Diprotodontia, Vombatidae. Gene Ontology annotation, cellular component: signal recognition particle, endoplasmic reticulum targeting. The coding region runs from base 117 to 377 and encodes 86 amino acids. The record is from RefSeq and is a predicted model, not a curated record. Gene Ontology annotation, biological process: negative regulation of translational elongation; SRP-dependent cotranslational protein targeting to membrane. Gene Ontology annotation, molecular function: 7S RNA binding.
GUCGCCAUCUUGCUGCGCAGGGUCUGUGAGAGAAACGCUGAGUCAGUUGAGCGGCUUUUGGGUGUCUUGGCUUUUGAGGCUGGACCUCUUCUUACCCGUGCCGCUCCGGCCCCACUAUGCCACAAUACCAGACCUGGGAAGAAUUCAGCCGCGCGGCUGAGAAGCUCUACCUCGCCGAUCCCAUGAAGGCACGUGUGGUUCUCAAAUAUAGGCACUCAGAUGGGAAUCUGUGUAUCAAAGUAACAGAUGAUUUAGUUUGUCUGGUAUACAGGACAGAUCAGGCCCAAGAUGUAAAAAAGAUUGAAAAAUUCCAUAGUCAGCUAAUGCGACUUAUGGUAGCUAAGGAAUCCCGAAGUGCUGCCAUGGAAACGGAUUGAAUGGUUUGAAGUGAAAGCUGUGGUGGUCACGUUUUUAAGGAAGAAAAUAUCACUUGAAUUCAAGAAAAUGUUGGGACAGAAGAGGCUUUAUAUAACUCAGUGGGCCCUUAAAAAGCCUGAGAGCAUUUUUUUCCUGUGUAGCUUAAAAAAAAUUCUAACUUCAGAUAGCUAUAAAUAUAUAUGCUUUCAGUUGAAAGCUUCUAUUUAUUUUUGAAAUUUAAAACAAGCUGAAAAGUUUUUACAGGUUAUUUGAUGUUGGGCAAAAUUUGUAAAUAUGAUCUCUUGUAAAUUUGUAACACUAAUUUGAAGAGGAGAGAUUGGCCACCUUUAUUCUGUGAAAUGUAUCUGGCCUUUAAAGAAAACUAAAUAUUGUUUGUUUAGUUUGUUUUUCAUCUUUAACUUAGAGUUUAAGGUCUUUUUUUAUUGAAUAUAUUUCUCUACAGGUUUAAUUUUGUCUGACAAAACACAUUUCUGACCAAUAAACAUAAGAUAUACUAACAGAAAUUAAUUUUGUGCCAUAAUGAAGGUAAUUAUUUGUAGAAAUGUUACAUAUCUUCUUUGAAGCCAUACCUAAAAUAUAGGUGUGCUUUCCAGAUUGACUGUUUUUAACCCUAAAAGAAUCCAUUAUCUCAUUGAACUUAUAAUUCGAGAUAAGAACAUAACUUUUUUUUUUUUUUUUUUGCUAGGAAGUGGGGUCACACAGCUAGUGUCAUGUGUCUGA